GUGAGAUUUGAUAUUAAUGAAAUGCCAAGGCAGUCGACUGAUUAUUAAAUGAGGUUUUUGCAUGCGACGUCUAUAAUUAGUAUAUAAUUUUAAUCAUUUUUAAUCAAUAUUUUAUUAAUUUGCACGUAUUGUAAACGCUGACUUGUCAACUCAUAAUUAAGCAUGCCCAACGAGAUAGGAAAAUCGAAAACUAGGCUUUUCGUCAAAAAGCGUGAUGGUCGAAUGGAAGAAGUAUUGAUGGACAAGAUCACAUCACGUAUUGAAAAAUUAUGUGAAGGACUCAACAUGGAUUUCAUUGAUCCGGCUGAAAUUACAUUAAAUGUAAUAAGUGAUUUAUGCCCAGGUAUAAGUACCGUGCAAAUUGACAAUCUUGCUGCUGAAACAGCUGCUUAUUUAACAACUAAGCAUCCUGAUUUUGCAGUACUUGCUGCUCGUAUUGCAAUUUCUAAUCUCUAUAAAGAAACUAAUGAAAAAUUUAGUGAUGUAAUUUAUGAUUUAUAUAAUAUGACUAAUGAACGUAAUCAGAGUCGUAUGCCAAUUAUUUCUGAAUUCCAUUAUGAUAUUAUUAUGAAAAAUGCUGAUCGUUUGAACAAUGCUAUUAAACAUGAAAGGGAUUCGACUUAUAGUUAUUUUGGAUUUAAGACACUUGAAAAGUCAUACUUAUUGAAAAUAAAUGGUAAAGUUGUUGAACGUCCUCAACAUUUAUUGAUGAGGGUUUCAAUUGGAAUCCAUGGCAAUGAUAUUGACUCCGCUAUAGAAACAUAUGAUUUGAUGUCAUUAAAAUAUUUUACUCAUGCUUCACCAACAAUGUUUAAUGCUGCUACACCUAAACCUCAACUUUCAAGUUGUUUUUUAGUAGCAAAUAAAUCAGAUUCAUUGGAUGAUUUAACUAGAACUAUCAAAACCUGUGCAAAAAUUUCAAAAUCUGCAGGAGGUAUUGGUGUACAUGUCCAUAAUGUUAGUGCAGCUGGUACAAUAUGGACUAAAUAUCCUAAACAUAAAUCACAUGGUCUUGUUGAGCGAUUGAAAUGUUUUAAUGAUUUGGCUCAAUAUGUUGAUCAAGGUGGAAGAAGAGCAGGUGCUAUUGCUGUUUAUAUUGAGCCUUGGCAUGCAGAUAUUUAUUCUUAUACUGAGUUACGAAAAAAUACUGGUGAUAAAGAUGAAAAAACCAGAGACUUAUUUUUAGCUCUUUGGAUACCUGACGAAUUCAUGAGACGUGUUGAAACUGAUCAAAAUUGGAGUUUAAUGUGUCCACAUAAAUGCCCUGGUCUUUCAGAUGUCUGGGGAGAAGAUUUUGUAAAACUUUACACAAAGUAUGAGAAUGAAAAACGUUACAACAAACAAGUAUCUGCAAGAGAAUUAUGGUUUCGUAUAAUAACUUCUCAAAUUGAAACUGGUAUGCCUUAUGUACUGUACAAAGAUGCUUGCAAUGCAAAAAGCAAUCAAAAAAAUCUUGGUACAAUUAAGUGCAGCAACUUAUGUACUGAAGUCAUUCAGUACACUUCCCCAGAAGAGGUUGCAGUGUGUAAUCUAGCUUCAAUCGCUGUUAAUAUGUUUGUAAAACCUAAUGGAGAAUAUGAUUUUGAAAAGCUCUUAAAAAUUACUAAAAUUGUGACUAAAAAUUUGAACAAAGUGAUAGAUGUCAACUUCUAUCCUGUCAUAGAAGCUGAAGUUUCAAAUAAAAGACAUCGUCCUAUUGGAAUAGGCAUUCAAGGAUUAGCUGAUUUAUUUUUAUUAAUGAGAUAUCCAUUUGGUUCUCCUGAAUCAAGAAAACUUAAUAUACAAAUAUUUGAAACUUUGUACUAUGGUGCAUUAGAAGCUAGUUGUGAGUUAGCUGAAAAAUAUGGGACUUAUUCAUCUUAUCAAGGAUCGCCAAUUAGUCAAGGAAUUUUCCAAUUUGAUAUGUGGAAUGUAAAACCUACUAAUCUAUGGAAUUGGGAUGCAUUAAAAGAAAAAAUUUCAAAAAAUGGUGUUAGAAAUUCUUUAUUGUUAGCUCCAAUGCCAACUGCUUCAACAGCACAAAUUUUGGGAAACAAUGAAUCUAUUGAACCAUACACAACAAAUCUAUAUUACAGACGUACUUUGAGUGGAGAAUUUAGUGUUAUUAAUCGUCAUUUAUUAAAUGAUUUAAUUGAACUUAACCUAUGGAAUGAAGAUAUGAGGAAUGAAUUAAUUUACUAUAAAGGAUCUGUACAGAAAAUAAAUAGCAUUCCAAACAAUAUUAAAGAAUUAUAUAAAACAAAUUGGGAAUUGUCUCAGAAGAUUAUACUAGAUAUGGCAGCUGAUCGAGCAGCCUACAUUGAUCAAUCUCAAUCAUUAAAUAUUCACAUUGAGCAACCAACUAUUGGUAAAAUAUCAUCUGUCCAUUUUUAUGGGUGGAAAAAAGGCUUAAAAACUGGUAUGUAUUAUUUGAGAACACGACCUGCUGCUGAUCCUAUACAGUUUACAGUUAAUAAAAGUACAUUAUCUAACAAUGUUGCGAGCCAAACGGAGAAAAAUGAUGCCUUAAGUAUGCAACAAUUGGUGUGUUCAUUAGAAAACCGAGAUGCUUGCACCAUGUGUGGUGCUUAAAUUACUGUUAAUUUAUUAAUAUGAUUAAUCUUUAAAUCAUUUAUGCACUAAAUCAUAAUUAUGUAAAAUUAAUUU
Molecule: messenger RNA, 2646 nt
Organism: Sipha flava (yellow sugarcane aphid)
Lineage: Eukaryota; Metazoa; Arthropoda; Insecta; Hemiptera; Aphididae
Gene: RnrL
Product: ribonucleoside-diphosphate reductase large subunit
Exons: 14
Coding region: 163-2571 (802 amino acids)
Biological process (GO): deoxyribonucleotide biosynthetic process; DNA replication
Cellular component (GO): ribonucleoside-diphosphate reductase complex
Molecular function (GO): ATP binding; ribonucleoside-diphosphate reductase activity, thioredoxin disulfide as acceptor
Source: RefSeq, a predicted model, not a curated record